Lathyrus sativus (Indian pea) is the source of this 1872-nucleotide messenger RNA. The record is from the annotation of a GenBank genome assembly. Lineage: Eukaryota; Viridiplantae; Streptophyta; Magnoliopsida; Fabales; Fabaceae.
AUGAAUCAAAACGAGAUGUCUUCAUUAACCACUUCUCGUUUGUCAGCACAAGCAAAACCCUUCACUCUCAAUCGCGCCUCUACUUUAUCACCUAAACCCUCUACCAAAUCCUUCGAUCAUUGUGAUAAUGAUGAUGGUGUUGAUGAUGACCCUUUUAGUUCUUUGCUUGAUUCUUUUCGAAAAAGUAACCUUGGUUCAAAGGGUUGUUCUGUGUCUUUGAAUGGCACUGUCAAAACCACAACUUUGCCGGAUGAAGGUGCUUCUCGUGGAGUUUCAGUUUUUGAAAGGAACCCUUUUCGGGAAUUGGCUAAAAAUGGUGACUUUGAUGUGAUUAAUUGGACACAGUUUGAAGUUGGAAGUUCAGCUGGUGAUGUGAGCAUGCUUCAGAAAGUUAAGCCAGCUGUCGACGGGUUGAAUCAUCAUCUAACAGCAUCCGAAGGCCUUUUUGAAAAAAGCACUGGUAUAAUUGCGGGAAAAGACAUUUUAUCAAAUUCCAAAGGAUCAAAACAAUCUGCGGAUGAGUCUAGCUCCUUUCUUAAGGCACAAAACAAAGUUGCUCCACUCAAGAUAUCACGUGAUAUAUCUUCUGCUAAAAGUGCUCCUCAAAAUCAGUUCUUGAAUAUUCUCGGUGAUAGUGACGCUGAUGUGGAUUCUCCUUGUUGGAAGGGAAAGGCUUUUAGUUUAAUUCCAUCAGAAAUUUCACAAUCUGUACAAUUUCAUCAUGUUGAGAAAGCAACAGAAAAACAUAACACUUUAAAUCCUCGAGCUCCACAGUUCUUUCCUGGUAUCGGAUAUGUUACGGAUGAUUUUCUGUCUUCAAACUCUGGUGUGCCCGUGACUACUAAUUUACUGUCAGGAGAGGACAUACUCAUGAAAACUGUUACGGCAGAAUUCCUAGUAGAGUUAAAUAAGGAAGAGCUUCGGUAUUCAACCAACACCAACGGAAUAGAAAAGGCUUUUAAUAUGGUUAAUAACCCAGGAAGUACCUCUAUGGAUCCUAUGCUAAACUCACAUUCUACGAUGACACAUCCUUGUUCUAAAAAAGAUUUCACGACUUCAAAAGGAAAACAUGUAACUAUAGGUGAUGUCGAUGACUCUGUAAAGGGAGCUGGAAAUCCUUGGGCUAGUAGGUCAACAAUGAGUGAUGUUUUCCCUACAAAGGGAUAUUAUCCAAUAGCACAUGCAUCAUCAUCUCAAGUCAAUGUUUAUACCGAUCUUCUAAAAACAUUUGAAGGUCUCUCCAAGUCUUUAAUUGAAUCUCCAAAGCCAGAUGUUAAGAUAAUGGUUGGCGCAAUGCAUGUUCUUUCAGAACUGCUUGCACAAACCUGUGUGGACGGAGUAGAUUCAAAUAGCGAACAUGAUCUUAGUAUGACUACAAUCCUGGAAAUUGUCAACAAUCUGAAUGAUUUUCACGCAAAAGUAGGUGGUGAAAGGAUUUCAAUUUCAGCCCUUGAUUCAGCUCCGGCAAAUAGUCCUUUCUCUCUUGAUAGUUCAUUAAAACUUACCAAGGGACUCGAAAUGGCAAACGUAGAGACCCUUACUGUUCCACACCAGCUCUAUCUGCAAAACGAUUAUGUUGGAAGAAAUAUGGUUUCUAACGUGAUUGGUCAGAGUGAACUAAGUUCUUUUGCUUCUAGCAGCGGAGGAGGCACCAAGAAAAGCAACGAAGUUGGCCAGCUUCAGGUCAUUCGGAGAAUUCUAGGGAAAAAUCUGGAUUUUGACAAACAAAUGCCUCCAGAGACAUCGUUGUUUUGGAAUUUAUGGCUCGAUUCUGAAGCAGAGCGUUGCUUCAGAAAAUUUAAAACUUAUCAUUGGCUUAUGGAGGCUGGUGUGGAUGCAAAUUGCAAAAAUGUUGCGGAAUUGUGGAGGUGA